GUGCUGUUGGCAUGUCGUAGAAGCUGUUUUCACGUCGUAUCACAGCUGGGCGCCAGCUGAUAGAAAAUUGAGCGAGAAAAGUCAAUAAAGGUGCGCUAUUUCAGUAUUGAUAACGUGGCGAUACGGUGACAUAUUUAUAUAUUAUGUGAAUAGCAGGUGAAUUUAUAGUGAAUAUUGGUGAUAGCAUCGAUAUGGCUGUCCAAAAUAUAGCGGUGAAGUUGUGUGGAGUGCUACAAGCGCAGGGCGAAGAAGAGGUUACGGCCCGGGAAUGGCGCCUAUUAGGCCAAGAACAAGAUGGGUCGCAACUCUUAAGCUGGGUAUCAGACAAAGAUGGAAAGGAGGUCCUGAACUUAGGGUCUUAUACCAAUAAAACUAAAACGUUGAUCACACUUCACACUUUUGACGAAAAACUGAAUAUAAUCCAGGCUUCAGUGAAUGCUACACAUACAUUACUUGUUUACAUUGUAAAAAUACUUCCGAAUGAAAAUAAUGAAAUCAAGGACCCACUAUAUUCUCCGUUCUUGAUAUGUUUGCUACCUGAAGCUGAUAGGACACCCGCAGCAGUUGAAGAACCUUCCUCAAAGCAAAUUAUGGUCCAGUAUGUGUAUGGGAAGAGCACUAAAUACAGUCCCGGGAUAAGAAAUGAUAGAUUUCUGCUUUUCAAGCAUUUAGAGUGCAUCAAAAUCUACCGCACUCCUAUGUUCCUGAAUGAAUGUGAUGAUGGCACUGACAAAUGGGGCUUCGAUGGCAUUUACCCUGAACCUGAGAAGAUUGUUAAGGUCUUUUCAUGGGCGCAAUGGGAUUGUGUCAAUCAGGUGCUCUACUACAUCCACUAUCGUCUACCGACGCAGAGUUUCGCCGAAGGUGAAGAGGUGAAAUCUCCGUCGGAAAUGACGCCGACGCUAUCCGCUUUGCAGUUUCAUGCAGACUUACCACACGAGACUGUUCUAAACAUCCCGCUAAGCCUGCCGCACGUAUCGAGCUCGGGCGAGGGUGCGGCGUGCGGCGCCUAUGAAGACGACCCCAUACCUCUGCGGGUGCAUGACUGCAGUCUCGACCUGCAGAUCGUAUGCGAUCAGAAAGGAGUGCUGUGUAUAUGCCAUCAUUAUUUGUAUAAGCCUCUAGACGACUCAACAACAUCCCUAGUGCUAGAAGACAGCGCUGACCUGAAGGACUCGGGCGUGAACUUCGCGUACUCCAUAACGUUGUUACAGCACGGUUGUGUAGUACAUAGCGUGGUGCCCGACCUGCCCUGGUCUUUGGCCAAGUCUCUGAGGCCCUCGUAUACUCUUUAUGCUGACAACUACCUCCUAGUAAACAUACCAAUGCUGUACACUCAAAUGAUAGACAUAAGCUUAUUCCACGAGCCAUGCUGCCACAUCGUGCUUCCCAUGGACGAGUGUGACAGUGGCCCCAGUUUGGCCCCAGUUUUAGGCUGGGGGCCCCAUGCCAUGGUGGACCUGAACACCCUCGAUGUGGUCACCAUGACCGUGCCAGACAAGGAUCUGACUGCCACCUUUAAGAGUAACACGGCUGUCGAGAAUAAGUUGGCGAUUCUCCAUUAUUUGAUACAGCAUGAUGGGAAUAUGGAUUUGGCUGAGGAGCUAAUAUCGUGGAUGUGCCUGAACCAACGCGACGGUCUGGGCGCGUUCCAGCGCGUGAUGCAGGAGUACCUGGUGGGCACCACGUACGCCGUCACGCGGCGUUCCCUCCCCGCGUCGGCUUUGGGCCUCAUGAAGAUGCUGCCUUUUACUCAACACCUCAAGUUUGCUGAUGUUAAGGUCCGCGACAUGUGCGUCUCAGUGAGCCAGGAGAAGUUGUGGAACAGCGCCGUAGUAGUGCUGGCGCCGCGGCAACGCGUCUGUCAGUUCGCGGAGGACGUGUGGACGCGGCUGUGGCGGGCCCUCAACGAUACCGUGCACAAGCGGCUGCAGCCACAAGCCGUUAUAGACAAGCUGAGGGUCAGCCUGCAUUGUUAUCAGCCGGAAGCCCUAUCCCGGUGCAGCACCCCGCUGUCCCCCGGGGCUCCGCCACCGCCUCUAAGCGCUCCACAGCGCCGCUCCUCCAUCGGCAGCGGACAGGACCUGCUGCCAUUCUUCGAGCUCGACGUCUGCACGGCCAGCAAACAGGAGCAUAUCAUUGCUGCGAAUCUGCGCGAGGUGAGCGUGCACCUGAUGCGGGAGUGCUCGGGCGGGGGCUCGGGGUCGGGAGGGGGGGUGUGGCAGGGCCGCGGCGUGGAGAGCGGCGUGCACGCGGUAGGCACGCGCUGGGCGGCGGCGCAGCUGGACGCGUCGCGCGCGCUGUGCCGCGCGCUCACGCGCCCGCUCGCCGCCACGCCGCACAACAACCAGCAGCGAGGCUUCACCUUCAUCGAUGAGAUGGACCCAACGCACGCGUUUAUAGUAUUCAAAGUUCUGGAGCAGUAUUACUUAGCCACCGACUCCAUUGCGUUUCCCUUGCCGCAAGGAUUCAGUUCAUUCUUCACGUACCUCGGGUAUCGCACGCUGCCGUUCCAUUCAUUCGUUCAAUACGUUCACCGUAACGUGUUCGAGUUGCAGAUCGAUGUCAUGAAGGCGAUUAUUGCAUCAAAAGACGACGACAACAAAACAACGGUGAACAACAAGCUCCGACUUAUACAGUUAGUAGGCGAGGGUCGUGCCCGCCGCGCCCUCGCCGCGUGGCCGCACCGCGCCGCGCUCGUGCUGCGCGCGCGCGACCACGCGCACGCGCUGCUGUCGGGCGGCGCCGCGCCGCACCACGAGCUCAGCCGACACAGACCCGUCAAGGACACUGGUAUUGCAGCAUUACCUUCAGGCGAGCGUCUAUCUCCACUGGACACAUUCCUGGAUUUGCUGACAGCUAAAGCGAGCCUCAACGAACUGGACUUCAAUCUGAUCAUCGAGGCCACAUUAGCCUCCGUACAGCAAGACUCCGCUGCUUAAAUUAUUCUCUAGCUCUUAAUAAAUGUUUCGUAGUCAAAUUUUAGCCUAGUAAGCUACCAAAGAGCCAUACCAUCU
Messenger RNA from Helicoverpa zea (corn earworm), 3017 nucleotides. RefSeq names its product protein pigeon (gene pigeon). The record is from RefSeq and is a predicted model, not a curated record. NCBI's taxonomy places the organism in Eukaryota, Metazoa, Arthropoda, Insecta, Lepidoptera, Noctuidae. The coding region runs from base 192 to 2942 and encodes 916 amino acids. Gene Ontology annotation, biological process: positive regulation of amyloid-beta formation. Gene Ontology annotation, cellular component: trans-Golgi network. The transcript has 14 exons.